AAAAACAGAAGAAGCUUACCCACUUUUCUUGUUCGAGAAACUUUUUGUUUUCUUAUCUCUUUGUCUUCACCGGAUACCGUGCUCAGGGAUCUGAUUUAUGUCAUGUGAUCUAAGUGUUUUGCUAUGUUUACACUAUAAUUAAUCAGAUGACUAUUGCAUCCUACAAUCAGUUUUGACAUAAAGAUUGUCUGAAGUUUCGAAUACAAAGACAUGAGAUUAUCUGAGCAAGUCUGAUAUAGAUACUAUCACGGAAAGAAACAUCAUGCAUGUCUCAGAUCAGCAACGAAUCCGUUAAAACUUUUCAGUUUUUGGUUUUCUUCUGCUGACUGUUUUUAAAUCUCUUUAGUUUACCCGUAACUGUUUCCAGGACAGGGUCUGAAUUUUAGAUAGAUAUAUAUUCUUCUUACACAAAGUAAAAAGAAUGUAAGAAGAAACCGAAGAAUAGAUAGAUAAAAUACUGUUGAUAACUUGUGUGAUGAUAUGUUAUUGAUAGCCAGUGUUUAUAAAUCAUGUUAAAUUGAGUUCGUUUUUUUCUUGCUCUUGUUUGUGUAGUUUGGCAUCUUAUGUGGUUAAAACAGAUGGUCAUAAUAUUUUAUAGAAACAAUUAGUUGGAAUCAAUAUUUUGGUUCAUCUUUUAUACCUCAUAAACUGAUAUUAGACUUUUUUGAAUGUUUGACAUGCUACUGGACAUUGUGAGAACACGUUCCAGGAAUCCAGCUGCAAAUGAGGACAACAACCUUCCCAAAAUACAUCAACAGAACACGCAGAAAUGGAAACGUUUAGAUUGGUAGACCUGGCCAUUCUCCUAUAGAUUACGGAAUUAAGAAAAGAAAAGAGGCAACUUGGCAGAAGAUUCUCAUAAAGCCUCAAAACCUUGUUCUUUCUCCCACUACACCUCUUUUGCCUCUUGGAGUCUCUCUCUCUGUAGCUGAGAAGCGAACCACUGAAGAACCCUUCAUGGAAAAGGACGAGCAAGAACCAACAAUGUCUGAGCCCACGAAAACCAAGUACGAUCGCCAACUCAGGAUCUGGGGAGAAGUAGGUCAAGCGGCUCUUGAAAACGCGAGCAUCUGUUUGCUUAAUUGUGGCCCUACUGGCUCAGAAGCCCUCAAGAAUCUCGUUCUUGGUGGAAUCGGAAGCAUCACCGUCGUCGACGGAUCCAGAGUUGAAAUUGGAGACCUUGGCAACAACUUCAUGGUGGAUAAGAAGAGUGUUGGUGAGUCAAAAGCCAAGACUGUAUGUGCCUUUCUUCAGGAGCUUAACGAUGCUGUGAGGGCUCACUUUGUUGAGGAGAAUCCGGAUUCUUUGAUUCUCACAGACCCGUCUUUCUUCUCUCAGUUCACUCUCGUUAUUGCCACGCAGCUAGUGGAAGACUCAAUGGUGAAACUAGAUAGAAUCUGCCGAGAAGCAAAUGUCAUGCUGGUUUUUGCUCGCUCCUAUGGCCUUACUGGCCUUGUUCGUAUCAGUGUAAAGGAGCACACCAUCAUCGAUUCGAAGCCUGAUCAUUUUCUUGAUGAUCUCCGCUUGAAUAAUCCCUGGCCUGAACUCAAGAGGUUUGUGGAGACCAUUGAUCUAAAGACACCAGAUCCCAUCGCUCAUAAGCACAUUCCUUACGUGGUCAUUCUUGUCAAGAUGGCUGAUGAAUGGGCUAAAACUCAUAGUAGCAACCUUCCCUCGACCAGGGAAGAGAAAAGGGAGUUUAAGGAUUUAGUUAAGUCCAAGAUGGUAUCGAUGGAUGAAGAUAACUACAAAGAAGCUGUUGAAGCCACUUUCAAAGUUUUUGCUCCUCGAGGAAUCAGCAAAGAGAUCCAAGAAAUUAUUGAUGAUCGUUAUGCUGAAGUUGGCUCAAACUCCUCAGCUUUUUGGGUAAUGGUAGCAGCUCUCAAGGAGUUCGUUUCAAAUGAAGGUGAUGGGGAGGCACCACUUGAAGGUUCCAUGCCCGACAUGACAUCUUCCACAGAGCAUUACAUCAAUUUGCAGAAAAUCUACCAUACAAAAGCUGAAGAUGAUUGUCUAUCCAUGGAGCAAAGAGUGAAAGACAUUCUAGCUAAAGUUGGUCGAGAUCCAAGUAGUAUCUCAAAACAAACUAUCAAGAGCUUUUGCAAGAAUGCAAGAAAACUGAAGGUAUGCAGAUAUCGUAUGAUAGAGGAUGAGUUCAGCAAUCCUUCUGUAACGGAACUACAAAAGUGUUUGGCUAGUCAGGAUUACAGUAGCGCAAUUGGAUUUUAUAUUCUUCUUAGAGCUGUUGAUAGAUUUGCUGCGACCUAUAACAAGUUUCCUGGACAGUUUGAUGGUGGAGAUAUAGAAGAGGACGCAUCUCGGUUAAGAACUAUUGCCCCGAGUGUUAUUAACGAAAUGGGUUGUGACGGCUAUGAACUUCCGGAAGAACUUUGCAAUGAGAUGUGCAGAUUUGGCGCUGCAGAGCUUCAUGUGGUCGCUGCUUUCAUCGGAGGAAUCGCAUCUCAAGAAGUAAUCAAGCUCAUCACGAAGCAGUUUGUACCAAUGUUGGGAACUUUCGUUUUCAACGGCAUUGAUCACAAUUCUCAGUCAUUGACAUUAUAGAAGAUUCUUAUUAGAGACUACUGGUGGCUACUGACAACUCCAACUUCACUUUUAUCCUCGACUCGAGUUGUGAAAUGGUACUUUAAAUACAGUAGUUUGGAGUUUUCAUUUCUGCCAUUGCACCAGACUGAUUAGAUCUCAUUUCUCCAUAUAACAAUUUGGAAUUCCUGAUGAAAUGUAUGUUUUGAUUCUUGAGCCGCGGUUUCAAAACCGAAGAGCUCGUGUUACAUAUUAGCCUUAUUUCUUACUGA
Messenger RNA from Brassica napus (rape), 2813 nucleotides. RefSeq names its product NEDD8-activating enzyme E1 regulatory subunit AXL. The transcript has 17 exons. The coding region runs from base 958 to 2562 and encodes 534 amino acids. Gene Ontology annotation, molecular function: NEDD8 activating enzyme activity. The record is from RefSeq and is a predicted model, not a curated record. Gene Ontology annotation, cellular component: cytoplasm. NCBI's taxonomy places the organism in Eukaryota, Viridiplantae, Streptophyta, Magnoliopsida, Brassicales, Brassicaceae. Gene Ontology annotation, biological process: protein neddylation.